Manis pentadactyla (Chinese pangolin) is the source of this 6562-nucleotide messenger RNA. Its product is annotated as serine/threonine-protein kinase PRP4 homolog. The transcript has 11 exons. The record is from RefSeq and is a predicted model, not a curated record. Lineage: Eukaryota; Metazoa; Chordata; Mammalia; Pholidota; Manidae. The coding region runs from base 593 to 2434 and encodes 613 amino acids.
UUGUUUAAAAAUUCAAUUUACAUAACAAGCGAACCUAACAACUCCUCAAUCGUUAUCUCUGGACUUAGCAAAAGCUGAAACGAAGCUCAAAAGUUUCAAUAACAGUUCCAUAUUAAAAGACAUUUACGUUCUAGGUAGUCAUCUUUCCAGUACUCUCAAAAUGUCUUUCCGCAAACUUCCCCUUCAUGCCACUUCAAACUGAGUUACCAGAAGUAAAAAGGCAUUAUUCGACUUCCAAAGGAACCCAGAAGCAAAAUUAAUCACCUUAUUUGCCCCAGUUUGAGGAUUUAAUUUAACUUCUGGGCCCCCCAGUGAAACUAGUUAUCGAGACCUCACACACUAUACCAAUACCCAAAUGUUUGCUCCCGUCUCCAGCACAUGCCGAGAACCAUGUUUGGUUCUUGACUGACACACAAGCUCCAGUCUCUUCGCCCUUAAGCCCUGAUCAAGCAGGAACCACCUACAGCUCUUCACACCCUUCCCAACCCCCGUCCCGGAAGUUGCGUCACGGCGCUCGUGCGCCCUGUCCCCGGAUGCACUUUUACAUCCGGAUUCUUAGAGCGGACUCAGAGCUCCACGGUCCCGUUAGCUAAUGCGCGACCUCUCCGCUCGCUCUUUCUCCACUUCCACCAGCCUUCACUGUCCGGGCAGCCGCCGCCACCGCCACCGCCGCCGCCGCCGCCGCCGCCGAGAAGUCAGGAAGUUCAAGAUGGCCGCCGCGGACACCCAGCCGCUGCGGGAGCAGCCAGAGGUGGAAGAUGCUGAUAAUUCUGAAAAGAGUGUAAAUGAAGAAAAUGGAGAAGUAUCAGAAGACCAGUCUCAAAAUAAGCACAGUCAUCACAAAAAAAAGAAGCAUAAACAUAGAAGUAAACAUAAGAAACAUAAACAUUCCUCAGAAGACAAGGAUAAAAAACAUAAACAUAAGCAUAAGCAUAAGAAACAUAAAAGAAAAGAAGUUAUUGAUGCUUCUGAUAAAGAAGGUAUGUCUCCAGCAAAAAAAACUAAACUUGAUGAUUUAGCUUUGCUGGAAGCCUUGAUUAAAGCUGAAGUUGAUAAUGAGUUAAUGGAAGAAAAGGUCCAAUCUGGGAUGGAGCUCAUAUUACAAGGUUAUGAGUCUGGCUAUGAAGAAGAGGGGGAGAUUCAUGAAAAGGCAAGAAAUGGAAAUAGAUCUAGUACUAGAUCUUCAAGUACAAAGGGGAAACUUGAACUUAUGGAGAAUAAAAAUAGUACAAAAAAGCAAAGUAAAAGCAGAUCCAAAGAACGGACUAGACACAGGUCUGAUAAAAAGAAAAGUAAGGGAGGUGUUGAAAUAGUGAAAGAGAAAACUAGAAGCAAGUCAAAGGAGAGGAAAAAGUCCAAAAGUCCAUCCAAAAGAAGUAAGUCUCAAGAUCAAACAAGAAAAUCAAAAUCUCCUACCCUGAGAAGACGAUCUCAAGAGAAAAUUGGGAAAGCCAGGUCUCCUACUGAUGAUAAGGUUAAAGUUGAAGAUAAAAGCAAGUCAAAAGAUAGGAAAAAAAGCCCAGUUAUAAAUGAAAGUAGAAGUCGUGAUAGAGGCAAAAAAUCCAGAUCCCCAAUUGACUUGAGAGGUAAGUCUAAAGACAGAAGGUCACAGUCCAAAGACAGAAAAUCAAAACGGUCUGAAACUGAUAAAGAAAAUAAGCCAAUUAAAUCUCCCUCUAAAGAUGCUUCCUCUGGGAAAGAAAAUAGGUCACCCAGUAGAAGACCUGGUUGUAGUCCUAAAAGAAGAAGUCUGUCUCCGAAACAACGUGGUAAGUCAGGAAGAAGUAGAUCUCCAUUUGUAAAUGACAGAAGGUCUAAGCAGAGCAAAUCACCUUCUCGGACUCUGUCUCCUGGUAGAAGAGCCAAGAGCCGAUCUUUGGAAAGAAAGCGAAGAGAACCAGAAAGAAGACGACUUUCUUCUCCAAGAACACGACCUCGAGAUGAUAUUCUCAGUAGAUGCGAAAGAUCAAAAGAUGCCAGUCUGAUCAGUCGGUGGUCUACAACCCGAAGAAGAGUGAGUAGAUCUCCCAUUAGGAGGAGAUCUCGUUCCCCACUCAGACGUAGCAGGUCUCCCAGAAGAAGAAGCAGGUCUCCUCGGAGAAGGGACAGAGGUCGGAGGAGCAGAUCACGCUUAAGAAGGCGGUCUCGAUCACGGGGUGGUCGUACACGUGGGAUCAGAAGCCAAGUAAAGGAAGAUAAAUUUAAAGGAAGUCUUUCUAAAGGAAUGAAAGUUGAACAAGAAUCUUCAUCUGAUGAUAACCUUGAAGACUUUGAUGUAGAGGAAGAGGAUGAAGAAGCCCUAAUAGAACAGAGAAGAAUACAAAGGCAGGCGAUUGUUCAGAAAUAUAAAUGUCUUGCUGAAGAUAGCAAUAUGUCUGUGCCGUCUGAAGUGAGCAGCCCCCAGAGUGGUCACCUUCUCCAGAUGACAUUCUAGAAAGGGUAGCUGCUAAUGUUAAAGAGUAUGAACGGGAAAAUGUUGAUACAUUUGAGGCCUCAGUAAAAGCCAAGCAUAAUCUCAUGACAGUUGAACAGAAUAAUGGUUCAUCUCAGAAGAAGCUGUUAGCACCUGAUGUUUACAGAAUCUGAUGAUAUAUUUGCUGCAUAUUUUGAUAACAGAGUCCACUUGGCUUCUGUAUUGUAGGUGAUUGAGAACUUAAGGAUUUGGAGCCUACUAGAAUCGACUGAAACAUUGAAAGUGUUCUAAGAAAGUGCUCGUCUUCGAGCUGCUGGCAUUGGAAAAGAUUUCAAGGAAAAUCCCAACCUCAGGAUUACUGGACUGAUGCAGAGGGCUGUUACCGUGUGAACAUAGGUCAAGUCCUCGACAAGUAUUACAAUGUAUAUGGCUACACUGGUCAGUGUGUUCAGUAAUGUUGUAUGAGCCAGAGAUAAUGCACGAGCUAACCAAGAAGUAGCUGUGAAGAUCAUCAGAAACAAUGAGCUCAUGUUAACGAAUCAAAAACUAUUUUAAAGCUCUGCGAUUUUGGUUCAGCUUCACAUGUUGCGGAUAAUGAUAUAACGCCUUAUCUUGUCAGUAGAUUUUAUCGUGCUCCUGAGAUCAGUAAGUUUCUUCCAAUGUUCUUUGACCUGGACUGUCAUAUGCAGUGGAAACAGUAUAUCUAAUGUCUAAGUUUUAUCAGCUUGACCCACCUUUUAAAAGUUUACUGUAAACUUCUUAUCUAAUGGUUUUGGCACCAUAAUGAGAUAAUCCAUAUCUCAUUUCUGUAUCUAUUUGUCAACUAAUUCAUAAAGCCAUUCCAGGAACGGGCUGUGAUAAAGUCAUAAACUCCAAAAACUAUAAUGGAUUUGAUUUUUCUCAAAAAUUAAAGACAUUUAAAAGUUGACAAAUAAAGAUCAGCAAGUACUUUUGCAUAAUAACUGCAAGGUUUUAAUGAGGCUUGAGUUAGGCAUGCCAGGUUUCAUUCCAGAGAAGCCAGGAACUUUUAUGUAUUCUUAUCUGGAGGCAGUGUUGGGGUCUUUGCAGGAUCCUGUUCAUUGGCAGCUUUCAUUCCCACCUGAGGCUUGAACCAACUAAAAUAAGACAGAAGAAGUGAUAAAUAUUAAUAAAGGCAUAGCUUGUAUUGCAGGCAUGUGUGGGCUUCCCCCCCCAUUCAUAGACAAUGUCAGAGGCCCCCCUCAUGGGAUGCCUGUCUCGGCAGACUCGCAGCGUGGAGGAGAGGGGGGAACUGGGCUUGCAUUAGUACCUUGUUCUGAGGAAGCAGGCAGGGAUGACAUGGCAGCAGUUGCUCCUCCCAAGCUCUAUUGGGAGGAGGAGGAGCUGCAUGGGUAGAGAGCCACCAAGAGCAUUACACAUGGAAUGUCACUGUAUGUGGAAGGCCGCCUGGGAGGGGGAAAUACACAGUCCCCUUGUACGUGAGGAGCAGCGCAGACCAUUACCUCUUACCUCCAGGUAACUUGUCAGAGCUGUGAGCUAAGGACCUGGCUGGGUGAAAACCAGGAGCGAGAGCUGGAUACCUUGAAGCCUGUGGGAGCUGUGGGGAAAAGCUCUCUGCAUUGCUCACUAGCUGGCUGGCUAGCUCACUCUUGCUCCCCUUUUUAAUGAAGUAUUAUUUACACAUGGUAAUGCACAGGAUGGUACACCUUUUACAUGUAGACCCUCAUAUCGCCUCCACUAGACUGAGACACAUAUUCUAGACCACUUCUCAAAGACAACCCACACCGUCUGCUGUCUGAGGAAUAUCCUAAAUACCAAAUAUCCAAGCCCACAGACAAAUUUUUUUUUUAAGUAAAAGAAUUCAAAUUACACCAUUAACACUCAGUUCCAUCACAAAAUUUUCUUUCCAUACCGGCAUUUACAAAUGUAAUCCUGAAAUUGCACCCCCUUUAUCAAUUCUAGCAAUAAUUUCAAAUUUUAAGUAUUGAAAAAUUAAUUUUUAAACUUAAAAAUUCCAUUUAUCAAGAGAUGUUAUUCUUCCAGGGAAAUGAUUGUCUAUUCCAGGUGCUGCUUCCUCUUAAAGAGAAAUUGGAUGUUUUCUUUGCCCCAUGGUGACAGCAUCUGAGAAUUGCCUUAUCGGUGGGAGAUUUCUCAUGAUUUGUCAACCAAGAACAGUCAGAGCAAGAAGAAAUGAAUUUUCAAAAGGAAACCACUUCUCCAGGAACUUUUUCCUAGAACACAUUUAAUGUUUUAGAGAAAAGCAUAUUGACUUUAUAAAUGGGUAUGUUGUCCUUCAAUAAUGUAAGUGGGAUUCUUAUGCUGAAGAAUUUCUUAUACUGAUUUUAAUCUAAGUUAACAUUUUAAAUUCGUCAUUAAAAAUUUUUUUUGAUAAAAAGUGCCCAAUAUACCUUCCCUUAAAAAAGCCCUGUGAGACAUGAAAUAGUUGAAAUCUAGGGGAAGGAUACCCUUGGCACGAUAUAUAUAAUUCUAAUAUGUUUUUAAAUGUCAUAUUAUAUAUUUAAUAUCAUAUGUGUUAACAUUUAUUAGUAAAUGAAUACAUAGCAUAUAUUGUAAUGCAAAUAUAUAUAAAAUAAAUAUAAGUUAGCAUAAAAUACUACAGCUUUCCCACCCCUGUGUGUUUGUACACUGCCCAGCUGGCUAAGAGUAUCAAUACCAGCUGAAAAGACCCUCCUUCAGGCACCCACACCAAGACUAACAGGGCUCAGACCUGCGCAUCCUGGCUCUGACAUGGCACAUGUUAGCCAGGGCUUGGAGAAUGAGAGUACUCAAGCACAAAUCAGGUCAAACUGCCAGCACAGGGGCACUAAUUAGAUAAUAUGAAGCAAAUGACUUGAUAGACAAACACAAAGCUCAUCUGUGAACAUAUUCCCAUCACAGCCAGGCUUCUGUUCACUACCUCAGUAAUGAUUAAACUGUGGCCUAAUUUAUGCCUUUGCUCUUAGUUCUCCUUUUCAGCUCUGAGUGACAGGACAGUCUUUAGUUGUUGAGCAUGGAUGAUAUAAUGGCAGCCAAAGACUGAUUCUCCAGAACACUGAGCUAGGGAUCCCUUUGCCUUUAGUUGACAGUGGAUAGUGGAGUCUCCUUGUAAAGUUAGGGCAAUGGAUAAGAGGCUAGGUUGGGCUUGUUUCAGCGCUAAUGUCCACAAUUAGCCAUUAGAAACUCCUUUGGACUUUAAGGUCAUGCCUAGUAGAAAGCAAACUGCAAAGGGCCCUCCCUGCCCACCUUGGCUGCUCUUGGUCAGGGUCUUGUAUAUUUAAAGAAAUGAGAGAAGCUCUGAGAAAGACCUCUCAGUCAUGUCAUUGAAAUCUCAAAAAAGAUGUCAUUCUAUUAUCACUUCCUUAUUCUCUGAUGCCUUAUAAGAAACCACAUUUGUUCUAAGAGCCAUGAUCGGCUUUACUGUCUAUUCCAUGGUGUUAAUGCACAGUAUCUAGUGGCAUGUUUCACUGCCUUCUCUGACCUUCUGUUUCAAAAUUGUGUAGCUUGUUCUCUUGGGAUAAUAUUCUUUUGGUUUCUUUCUAAAGCCCAAAGUGGGGUUUGCUUGGUGAGCCUUUUCCUAUAAUUUCACUCUCAGUUGAUCAGAUUCAUUUGUGCAUUUGUUCAAAAUGCAUGUGCUGAGUACCUACCCACUCUGGAUUAUUGCCCAGCACUGAGAGGUAAGCAACCAGCACCGGUCAUGGGCCUCCAGCCAGGCUGGAGGCCAGGAUGUCUUUCCUAGGCAUGUGUCCCCAAUCCCAUUCCCAGAGUGGAAGGGUGAGAGGCUGUAUUUGUAUGACAUAACCUCCCCAAAUCCACUCCACUUGGCCACAGAAGAUUGGAUUGAGGGUAGGGGGAGAUUGACUGAGACAAAAUUGUCCAAUUACAAUACCUUCCUAGGAAUUCAGAAUUGAGAUUGAGAGAGAAAGAGUUUGUCUCCCUCCAUAUAAAACAGUGUGGUUGCCAAAGCUCUUUUCUGCCAAGCAGCAGCUACUCCAAAGAUGAAGAGUGAAGCAGGCUUACAAGGGGAAGUGGCAGUAAAGAUGGAGAGAGAUGCUCCCCUCCACACCCAACUGAAUAUCCCUAGGCUCUCACUGAGUCCCAUUUGUGUCCCUGCUUAUUUCUUUCAGGAAGUACUCCACCUGCCUGUGUUACCACAAUAAAUACUAAGUUAGA